AUGGCUAUUACUCCUGGAGGCAUGGAGGAGUGCGCUUGCCUCUGGGUCAUUGGAUCUUUGCAGGGAUGUCGGUGUCCUCAGAAGCGCCAGCGCCCAGCUGAGAGGACAGGGGCCGAUGGCAAGCGGUGUCGUCAGGAGUGCCAGGGCCCAGCUGAGAGGGCAGCAGCCUAUGGCAAGCCGGCCCCGGCCCCUGCAGAAAAGCACAUGGAGGCUGACAGGGCAGUGGGGUGCUGUGCGGGGAGUGAAGGAAUGGCUAAUCCCAUACCGCCCUCGCCGCCUCCACAUGGCUUACUGCAGGACCUGCCGGUGGAGAUGCUGGUGGAGAUCUUCUCCUCGCUCCCCGGCACCGAUCUGCCCAACCUGGCCCUGGCCUGCACCAAAUUCCACCACAUCCUGCAAACCGACAGCAUCUGGAGACAGCGCUGCCGCGAGGAGUUUGGCCUUUGUGAAAACUUGCAGAAUCUGGAGACAAUAAGUAUGUCUUAUCGAGAAGUCUAUGCGAAGCUGUUCCACCCAUACAGACACAUUUUGGGAUUGUGGCAGCUAGAUACUGAGGGCUAUAGAACACUGCUGAAUGUCGUGGUGGACGGCUUAUGCAUUACUGGUUGGAAAAAUGGGCCUUGGCUUAACACCGAUGUGGAUGGCUCAAUGCAAUUCAAGCCCGCGUUCAGAAUUCGCCUGACGGAGAGGACAUCAGCCACGGUGGAGUGCAUGGAAGGCCGCCACUGCAGGCCUCACAACCGCCACGUGCAGAUUCAGAAGGACAGGUUCACCACCCAGUGCAACAAAACAGACCACCUAAAGGAUUUACCGACGUGGCUUAUGGAUGAAUGGGGUCAGUUGCUCAUUCAUGAGGACAGACAGCAGUAUGACUGCCUGACCUACCGCCGCCUCUACCUCCCGCCGAGCCACCCGGAUGAUGACCUCAUCAGGCCAGGCCUCUUCCAAGCCAACUGCAAUGUCUUCGGCCUAUCGAUUGCCAUGCUCAGCUUCCAUGGGAAGUAUGCCAGGCUCACGAAGGUCACGGGAGACUCCAACCCCAGUUUAGAGGUCCACCUCAUGCGCCGCAUCCAGCUGCCAAAUGGCGAGAUGUUCAGCAACUUCAAUGAGCUCUCCCGCGUGGUCCAGGAGAUUGACGAGCAGGUGAUCCGGGAGCAGGAGCAGCAGCAGCAGAUGUGUUUCUAUGCUGUGGACACUGUUACUUUUACUGUUUCCUUACAUGGCUUCGCCUGCACAGGGCGCUUCCCUGGAGUCUUCAUCCUGUUCGAUGAGAAAACAGACCACCUAAAGGAUUUACCGACGUGGCUUAUGGAUGAAUGGGGUCAGUUGCUCAUUCAUGAGGACAGACAGCAGUAUGACUGCCUGCCCUACCGCCGCCUCUACCUCCCGCCGAGCCACCCUGAUGACCUCGUCAGGCCAGGCCUCUUCCAAGCCAACUGCAAUGUCUUCGGCCUAUCGAUUGCCAUGCUCAGCUUCCAUGGGAAGUAUGCCAGGCUCACGAAGGUCACGGGAGACUCCAACCCCAGUUUAGAGGUCCACCUCAUGCGCCGCAUCCAGCUGCCAAAUGGCGAGAUGUUCAGCAACUUCAAUGAGCUCUCCCGCGUGGUCCAGGAGAUUGACGAGCAGGUCAGAUCAUAUGAAAUUGCUGCUUUGUGGAUCAACCAUGGAGUUAAAGGUCCACACAACUGGACUGAAGGCCAGGAAGGCUUCUUUCAGAAAUCUCAGUGUGCGAGGAUUGCAGGUAAGUCACCACCAAAGGACUGCAGCAUCAAAGUGGCUGAAACUCGGGAAGAUGUCAAAAUGCCAAAGGUAAAACCUUACCUGUACAUCUGCCUGAAGUCUGUCUAG
This is a messenger RNA of Myotis brandtii (Brandt's bat), 1848 nucleotides long. Its product is annotated as F-box only protein 31. The coding region runs from base 1 to 1848 and encodes 615 amino acids. Gene Ontology annotation, molecular function: protein binding. The transcript has 3 exons. Lineage: Eukaryota; Metazoa; Chordata; Mammalia; Chiroptera; Vespertilionidae. The record is from RefSeq and is a predicted model, not a curated record.